Molecule: messenger RNA, 399 nt
Organism: Austrofundulus limnaeus
Lineage: Eukaryota; Metazoa; Chordata; Actinopteri; Cyprinodontiformes; Rivulidae
Product: ATP-binding cassette sub-family A member 1
Biological process (GO): lipid transport; transmembrane transport
Cellular component (GO): membrane; intracellular membrane-bounded organelle
Molecular function (GO): ABC-type transporter activity; lipid carrier activity
Source: RefSeq, a predicted model, not a curated record
GUGGUCCAUCACGCCGCUCAUGUACCCCGCCUCCUUCUUCUUUAAGAUCCCCAGCACGGCGUACGUGGUCCUCACCAGCAUCAACAUCCUGAUCGGCAUCAACGGCAGCAUCUCCACCUUCGUCAUGGAGCUGUUCGGAGAUCACGAAAUCGGCGGCAUCAACGACAUCCUGAAGAAUGUCCUCCUCAUCUUCCCUCACUUCUGUCUCGGGCGAGGACUUAUCGACAUGGUGAAGAACCAGGCGAUGGCCGACGCCCUCGAGAGAUUCGGUGAGAACAGGUUCCGCUCGCCGCUGGAGUGGGACAUGGUGGGAAAGAACCUGCUCGCCAUGGCUGUGGAGGGCGUGGUCUUCUUCAUCAUCACCAUCUUCAUCCAGUACCGCUUCUUCAUCAAGCCCAG